This is a messenger RNA of Penicillium lagena, 1620 nucleotides long. Its product is annotated as MFS general substrate transporter. The record is from RefSeq and is a predicted model, not a curated record. Gene Ontology annotation, molecular function: carbohydrate:proton symporter activity. Gene Ontology annotation, biological process: carbohydrate transport; transmembrane transport. Lineage: Eukaryota; Fungi; Ascomycota; Eurotiomycetes; Eurotiales; Aspergillaceae. Gene Ontology annotation, cellular component: membrane. The transcript has a single exon. Bases 1 to 1620 code for a protein of 539 amino acids.
AUGGCGCCGGAAAACGUCGAGCAGCCCCCUACGAUAUCUAUCGCUGAACCGGCCGAUAACAUCAAGUCCGAGCAGGGCAAUGUUAUUGCGGUCAGCGAGGAGGCUCGUGUGGCCACUGGAGAGGAGCACAAACUGGGCAUCGUCAAGGCGCUGUCUACCUACCCUAAGGUCGUCAUGUGGUGCAUGUUCCUGUGCUUGCCCAUCAUCGGUAUACAGUAUGAUGAGACCGUUAUGGGCGCGUACUACGCGAUGCCAGCGUUCCAGCGUCGCUACGGAGACUACGUCGGCGACGGCGAGUGGCUCGUGGAGGCCAAGUGGCAAGCUGCCAUCAGCAUGGCCGGAUACCUGGGCCAGAUUGUUGGUGGUCUCAGUGCUGCCGCAUACCCAUUGGAUCGGUUCGGCCCUCGUCGCUGUCUGUCUGCUGGCGUGCUUGGAAUCACCGGCUGCAUCUUCAUCAUGUUUUUUUCGCAGUCCAUCGAGGUACUUUUCGUGGGCGAGCUGCUGCAGGGUCUCAUUAGUGGUUCGUUCAUUGUCAUCUGUGUUUCCUACGCCUCUGAGCUCACUCCCCUGGCCCUCCGUGGUAUUUUGACUUCCUACGCCAACUUGUGUGCCGUCAUAGGCCAGUUUCUUGGUACUGGUGUGACUUUUGCCCUCCAAAGCCGCCUCGACCAGUGGGCGUACCGUAUCCCGUUCGCGGUCCAGUGGUGGUGGUGCUUGCUGUACUUUAUGUUCAUCUGGUUCGCCCCCGAGUCGCCGUACUGGUUAGUGCGUAAGGGCCGCGAAGAGGAUGCCGUCCAGGUCCUGACCCGGCUGUCGGGCCGCAGCGACUCCGAGCAAGAUGCCCGUAACCGUGUGAUCCUGAUGCGCGAGACUGACCGCAUCGAAAAGGAGCUGUCCCAGAGUGCGACCAUCAUCGAUUGCUUCCGGGGCGCUAACCUGCACCGAACCGAGAUCUGUGUGGUGGCCUACAUUAUCCAAACCUGGGGUGGUGGUGCACUCAUGGGCUACUCGACAUUGCUCUUUGAGCUGGCUGGUUUACCCAGCAAGAACUCCUUUGCACUCAGUCUGGGCGCCAAGGCGUUUUCCUUCACUGGUACUAUUGUGGCGUGGUUUAUGCUGUCGCGAUUCGGUCGCCGCACGCUUUACUGCUAUGGCGAGGCGCUGCUUACAGUGUUCCUCUUCUUGAUUGGCAUUUUGGCUGUGGUACCGCACAACUUGUCUCACCCAGGUCUGCAGUAUUCACAGGCCGUCAUGCUUAUGCUGUUUUCUUUCGUCUAUGACUGCACGAUUGGCCCUGUUGCGUAUGUGCUGUUAGGUGAGAUUUCUUCCACCCGUCUACGAGGCAAGACCAUUGCUGUGGCGCUUGCUAUAAAGGCUGUGUUUGGCAUUGUCAACUCGGAGGCGAUGCCAUACAUGAUGAACAAGGGCCACGCCUACUGGAGGGGCAAGGCUGGCUUCCUGUUUGGAGGAUUUAACCUGCUAUUUACGCUGUGGGCGUUUAUGCGCAUUCCUGAGACCAAGGGCAGGACAUUUGAGGAAAUUGACUUGCUAUUCGAGAGGGGUGUCAAGGCCAAGGACUUUAGCAAGUACGUAUCGGAUGCCGAUUUUGAGCAGUACUAA